AUGUCAUCAAAUAUAAAUUUUCUAUCUGAAACUAAUCAUUGUGGACAAACAUUACUUCAACUUGUAGCACAUGGUAAUGCUAUUAUAGCAGAAUUAUUAAGAUUAAGUAAUUAUAUACCACCUGUAUUCUUUUUAGAAGAUAAAAAAUAUCAAUAUAUUAUAUUUGAUUUUAAAUAUUUAAAAAAUCAAGAUGCAUUUGAUAAUAGAAUAACAUCAAGUGCAGAUUUAUUAGAUUUGGAUGAAAAUUUUAAAGAUAGUCAUAUGCCAUUAUUAGAAAGAUUUUAUACACUAUUUAAAUCAAUCUAUAAUUAUUAUAAAGAUUUUAUUAAAUUUAUGAAUGAUUUAGAUCAAGGAUAUUAUAUUCAACAAACAUUAGAAUCUAUUCUUGUUAAUCAAGAUGGUAAACAAUUACUUGCUGAAUCAUUAUAUUUAUAUGGUUGUAUGUUAUUAUUAUUAGAUUUAAAAAUACCUGGACCUGUUAGAGAACGUAUGUUAAUGUCCUAUUUUAGAUAUAAAGGUGCAGGUGAAAUUCCUAACAUUGAUGAUGUUUGUAAAUUGUGUAGAUCGACAGGCUUUGAUUCUACCUAUUAUUUACAUUUAAAAUAUUUUGCACAACAACACGCUCAUCACAAUACUGGUAAUAAUGGCGCCAUUUUUUACGAUCAUUCUAAUAAUAGUAGUAGUAAUAAUACUCAUGAUCAUCAUUCAUCUACCCAUCAUUCACCUUCAUCCAAUUCAAGUGGAGGAGGUAAUGGCAGUGGAGGCAGUGGAGGAAUAACACCACCACAAUAUCCAGAAUCUUAUCCAUGUGAUUAUUUUAAUAGAUUUGCAUUACCAGAUCAAUUAGUGAGUAUGAUAAUUGGUAGAUUGAGAUCUGAUGAUAUUUAUUUACAAACAAGUUAUUAUCCAUUACCUGAACAUCGUAGUGUUGCAUUAAGUACACAAGCAGCCAUGUUAUUUAUUAUUUUAUAUUUUAAACCAAAUAUGUUAAAUUCAGAACAAGCAGUAAUGAGAGAAAUUGUUGAUAAACAUUUUCCAGAUAAUUGGGUAUUAUCAUAUUAUAUGGGAUUUACAGUUGAUUUAACAAUGGUAUGGAAAGAUUUUAAAGCAGCAAAUUUAGCCAUACAAAAUAUAGUAACAUUGAAUCAUGUUAAAAAUUUAACAGAUAAUUUUUAUAAUCAAUUAUUACCUAAAUUAAUAGAACAAUUAAAUCAAUAUUUAAUAGAAGGAGUAUUAGUAGAAGAAUAUGUAUUAGAUAAUAUUAAUAGAUUAUUAUCAUGUUUAAGAGAAUGUAAUGUAACAUUACGUUGGUUAUUAUUACAUCGUACUUCUAAAAAUAGAAAAGUAUAUGAAUUAAUUGAUCAAAUGACAAAUUCAGAAGAUAUUUUAUUAUUAUUAUUAAAUACAGCACAAUUUGAAUUUUUAUUAAAACAAAUGUUUCAAGAAAUGUUAGAUUCAAAAGAAAUUAAAUGGAGUGAAUGUAAAAAUCAAGCACAUUUAAGAAUGAUUGAAUUAUCACAAUAUUUUAGUGGUGAAAAAGCAUUAACUCCAAUUAAAGAUGAACAAUUACAAGAAUGGUUCUCUGAAAUGUCUAAUCGUAUAAUUGAAUUAGAUUAUCAUGAUUCAACAUUGGCAGGACGUCGCAUCCAACAAGUUAUUUCAGCAUUGGAAGAUGUUGAACAAUUUCAUCAAAUUGAACAAUCACUUCAAGUUAAACAAUAUUUAUCAGAUACAAGAUUAUUAUUGAAAAAAAUGAUACGUUAUGUUAAUAUACGUGAAAGUGUUCUAGUUGGUAUUGCAAUUGUUAGUGAUAUUUCAUAUGCAUGGGAAAUUGUAGGUGAUUAUGUUAAAUCAAUGCAGAGAAGAAUUAAAAAAGAUCCAUCAUUGAUUAUUAAAAUGAGAUCUACAUUUUUAAAAUUAUCAACAAUGUUAGAAUUACCACUUGUUAGAAUUUCACAAGCUAAAUCACAAGAUAUUGUCAGUGUUUCACAAUAUUAUUCAAGUGAAUUAGUUAAAUUUGUUAGAUUUACUUUAGAAAUUAUACCAAUGAGCAUGUUUUCUAUUUUAAAUAAGAUUAUUGAAGUACAAACAAAUAGAUUAGAAGAAUUACCAACUAAAUUACCAAGAAAUGAAUUGAAAAGAUUUUCACAAUUAGAUGAACGUUAUGAUUUAUCAAGAUCAACUUAUGAAGUUUCAAAAUAUACUGAAGGUAUUUUAGCAAUGGAACGUACUUUAAUGGGUAUUGUUGAAAUUGAUCCAAAACAAUUAUUAGAAGAUGGUAUUAGAAAGGAAUUAGUUAGACAAAUUGCAAUGGCAUUACAUUCUAAUUUAAUAUUCAAUUCUUCACAAUAUGGUUUUGAUUUAUUAAGAUUAUCACCUCAACAACAACAACAAGAUGAUAUUACAUCUACUAAUUCUCAUUCUAAUAAUUCAUCUAACAAUUCAUCAUCAUCAUCAUAUCGUAAUAGUAUUGAUCAAUUUAUAGAUCAAUUAGUUUCAAAUAAUACUUUAAAUAACAAAAAGAUGGAAUCAAUACCAUUAAUUGAAUAUACACGUUUAUUUGAAGAUAAAUUAGGUAAAUUACAUUCACAAUUAGAUGGAAUGUUAAGAUCAUUUGAAUAUAUUCAAGAUUAUGUUCAUGUUUAUGGAUUAAAAUUAUGGCAAGAAGAAUUUUCACGUAUAAUAAUGUACAAUGUUGAACAAGAAUGUAAUACCUAUUUAAAAAGAAAAGUAUUUGAUUUUCAAUCACUUUAUCAAUCAGAAGUAAUACCAAUACCAAGAUUUAAAUCAAUUCAAUCACAACAAAUGAUUGAUAAACAAUCUAUUACUAUAUUAAAUUUUAUGGGUAGAUUAAUGGUUGAAUUAUUAGUACAAACUGAUAGUAGACGUACUAUAUAUAUUGAACAAUUAAGUGGAUGGUAUGAUUAUGAUUCUAAUUUUUUAAAUUCAAGUUCAAAUUCAAAUUCAAAUAAUUCUAAUUCUAAUUCUUCUAAUUCUUCUUCUAAUAAUAGUAAUAUAAAAAAAGAAGAAAUUAUUGGAUUAACAUGUUUUACAUUAUUACAACAAACAGUAUCAUCAUUUGGAUUAGUUGGAUUAGAUUUAUUAUUAAGUUAUAGAAUUGUAACAUUAUUAAAUCAAUUUGUUAAACAAUAUUUAAAACAUUUAAAUAUAGAUUCAAUUAAAAAACAUUUAAAAUUCUUUAAAGAUUUUAUAACACCACCAAAUACAUUACCUGAACAAUUAGGUAAAAUUUAUGAACAAGUUUUAAAUUUAUUACCAUCACAAAUAUUUACACAUGUAUUUUUAUAUUAUGUAAUGCAAGUUGGAACAUGUCAAUUAUUGAGAAAACAUAUUGCUUCUCAAUUAUUAUUUACAUGUAAAUUAAAUGCAAAUCCUUUAUUUAAUACUUUAACUAAUUUAAAUCAUGCUAUUUUAAAAGAUGUUGAACAUUAUUUUGAUAUUCAUUAUAAAAAUCAAGCAAAUCAAAAAUUAUCACAACAACGUUUAUCAAAACAUUCAAUUUUACCUUCAUCUAAUCAAUCAAAUCAAUCAAAUAAUAUGAAUAAUAAUCAAUCAAAUCAAUCUAAUCAAUCAAAUAAUAUGAAUAACAUUUCAAUUAAAUCAACAAGACAAUUAGAUGGAGUUGGUUAUCCAUCUGAAAAUAAUCCAAUCUUUUCAGAAUUGACACAAUAUUUACAAACAAGUGGUAUGCAUCAACCAUUUGAAAAGAUUUAUAUUACACCAAAUUUAAUUAUUCAAAAUAGUGGUAUUGGUAUUUCAACAAGUAGUAAAACUAGUAAAAAUUUUAAUAGUAAUAUUAAUAUUAAUAAUAAUAAUAGUAAUGGAAAUAUUGGAGAUUACAUUUCAGUGACAAUGUUUUUAUUUGUAUUAAAUUGUAUUGAAAGAUUUAUCUAUGUACCAUCAAUUGAUUGUCUAGUUUCUAAAAAGAAGGGAGAUAUUUUAGAUGGUACACCAUUUAUUGUUGGUAUUUAUACAGUAUUGAAACAAUUCCACUCUUCACAAACACAUUUAUUCUUAUCUUUUAUUGGUCAAUAUAUUAGAGCUAAUACUGAUCAAAUUAAUAUUGAAAAGAAGGGUGCUAAUAUUCCUGAUAAUGUCAUUUUCAUGUUGAGAUUUAUUCAAAGAUUUUGUAAAUAUGGUAAUAUUAGUCAAAAGGUUUUAGAAGGUCACGUUCCUUCUUUUUUAUUUACAAAACUUGUUGAUUAA
Naegleria gruberi is the source of this 4227-nucleotide messenger RNA. RefSeq lists its product as uncharacterized. The transcript has a single exon. NCBI's taxonomy places the organism in Eukaryota, Heterolobosea, Eutetramitea, Acrasida, Naegleriidae. Gene Ontology annotation, cellular component: endosome; WASH complex. The coding region runs from base 1 to 4227 and encodes 1408 amino acids. The record is from RefSeq and is a predicted model, not a curated record. Gene Ontology annotation, biological process: regulation of actin nucleation; actin filament polymerization; endosome fission.